Messenger RNA from Pistacia vera, 1854 nucleotides. RefSeq names its product protein NUCLEAR FUSION DEFECTIVE 4-like. NCBI's taxonomy places the organism in Eukaryota, Viridiplantae, Streptophyta, Magnoliopsida, Sapindales, Anacardiaceae. The record is from RefSeq and is a predicted model, not a curated record. The transcript has 2 exons. Gene Ontology annotation, cellular component: membrane. Bases 1 to 1656 code for a protein of 551 amino acids.
AUGGGUUUUGACGCUUCGUACACCGCCACCGCCGCCAAAUGGCUGGCCUUAGUAACGGCCGUUUGGGUCCAGGCCAUCUCCGGCAACAAUUACACAUUCUCUAACUACUCAGACGCUCUUAAAACCCUAAUGAACCUCACACAGCUUCAGCUCAACAACUUGUCCGUCGCUAAAGACGUCGGAAAAGCCUUCGGUCUCCUCGCCGGCCUCGCCUCAGACCGCAUCCCGACCCCUGUCAUUCUCCUCAUAGGCUCCAUCGAAGGCCUGGUCGGUUACGGCGCGCAAUGGCUCGUCGUCAGUGAAAAAGUAAAACCUUUAGCUUACUGGCAGAUGUGUAUAUUUCUCUGCAUGGGUGGCAACAGUACCACGUGGAUGAACACCGCCGUCCUCGUGACCUGUAUACGGAAUUUUAGGCGGAACCGUGGGCCUGUUUCUGGUAUUUUAAAAGGUUAUGUGGGCCUCAGUACGGCGAUUUUCACCGACCUUUGUACAGCGCUUUUUAACGAUAACUCUUCCUCGUUUCUUAUCAUGCUCGCGACUGUCCCGUUGGCCGUUUGUCUCAUUGCAGUAUUCUUCCUGCGCGAGACUCCCCCGGCGGCUACCGCGGCGGAGGAGGAAGAAGAAACCAAGUACUUUAAUGUAUUCAACGUUGUAGCAGUUGUUGUUGCGCUUUAUUUACUCGGUUACGAUUUUUUCCCGAACAAAAGUAAAGCUUUUUCGUUGACUUUCUCGACUAUUUUAAUAGUUCUGCUAGCAUCUCCGUUAGCCAUCCCGGUUUACUCUUACAUAAAGAGCUGGAAUUUGAGACUGUUGAAAACCGAACCGGACGUGGAAGAACAGGUCGUUGAGCCAUUAUUAGCGAGCGAGGAAACCGCUGCGGAGAAUAAGAAGGAGGAGGAGGCGGCGGAGGAGUCGGCUGUGGCCAUGGUGGAGGUUAAGAGGAGACCGAAUUUAGGGGAGGAGCACACGAUAUCUGAGGCGUUGAAAACCGUUGAUUUUUGGAUCUUGUUCGUGUCUUUUUUGUGUGGGGUGGGGACAGGGUUGGCGGUGAUGAACAACAUGGGGCAGAUUGGGUUGGCUCUUGGAUACGCCGACGUUUCAAUCUUUGUUUCCUUGACCAGUAUUUGGGGAUUUUUCGGGCGGAUUAUUUCGGGCUCCGUGUCAGAGUACUUUAUUAAGAAAGCUGGAACCCCAAGACCUCUUUGGAAUGCAGCUUCUCAGAUUAUAAUGGCGGUUGGCUACAUUCUCAUGGCAUUAGCUGUGCCUGGUUCUCUGUACAUUGGAUCCAUUGUGGUCGGGAUAUGCUAUGGAGUCCGUCUAGCUAUAACAGUCCCCACUGCCUCUGAACUAUUUGGUCUCAAAUAUUAUGGUCUAAUCUACAACAUUUUAGUCCUCAACCUUCCCCUCGGUUCCUUCCUCUUCUCCGGCCUGCUUGCUGGAUAUCUAUACGACGCUCAAGCUACUCCAACUCCGGGAGGCGGCAACACUUGUGUGGGAGCCCAUUGUUAUGGGCUUGUGUUUAUCAUCAUGUCAAUAGCAUGCCUUGUUGGAUUUUGUUUGGACAUUGUACUUUCAGUAAGAACCAAGAAAAUCUAUACCAAGAUUUACGGGAACAGGAAGUCGAAGAAAUCGUUGGCAGGAUCUGGUAACCAAUGACAUAAAUGAUUCGCAAUGGAAAAUAGGAUUGAUUGGCUGUUGCUCAAUGAUAUCCCCUGUAAUUUUGUUUUGUUUUGUAUUAGAUUUUGUUCAUUAAGGAGCAUUAAUUUUGUUGACCCUCUCAAAAGCACCAUGGAGGGUUCACCAAUGUACUAGUAUUUGAAAUAAAAGAUAUAUUGCUCACUUGGUGUAUUACGA